Hyphopichia burtonii NRRL Y-1933 is the source of this 560-nucleotide messenger RNA. RefSeq lists its product as uncharacterized. The transcript has a single exon. The record is from RefSeq and is a predicted model, not a curated record. The coding region runs from base 152 to 415 and encodes 87 amino acids. NCBI's taxonomy places the organism in Eukaryota, Fungi, Ascomycota, Pichiomycetes, Serinales, Debaryomycetaceae.
UGGAUAUAUAGAUACAUAAUAUAUAGUGAAUAUAGUGAUCCUAUAGCAGUCAAUAUAAUCCAGUCAAUGUAAUCCAUGCGAAUUUGGAAGUUAUAGGAACCUAUACGAAUCUAUAGUUGAGACAGUUACUAUAGUUGAUACUAUAGUUAAUAUGGUUAUGGUUAGAAUGGUAAACCUAUAUCUGUAUGCUGAUGCUACGCUUAGCGAAAUUCCGUUUCGUGGAUUAGCUUACCGAACAGGCGACGGCCCCACCAGCAGCUCCCAAGAGACCUCCGAAGAAGCCAACUUCGGUCUUGUCAGUGUAGGUGGCAUUAGGGGUUCCGGAGCAACAGCUGAAGCAUCUAAAACAAUCAUGCCAACACUGUCCACAUUCACUACCAGGGUGUUCCACUUGGGAUAUCUCCAGUUCUUGUAGCGAAAUUGAGUCCGAACUUCUUCGAAAUUCCGGGGCUGCGGUAGGGGUAUACGACGGAGGAGCUUGCUCUGGAGUAUAAUCUGGUAAUUCGUUUUGUUUCAUACCUCUUUGCUUGUAUUCUUUGGUAUUAUUUGUUCUAUUAUCU